AUCACCAUCACUUAUCAAUUUCUCAUAUAUCGGCUGCCACUCGCGCGCUCCAUCCACGUCCGUUAUUUCCGGUCACUCGACUGCUUCAGCUACCAUCGUUUAUGACAUUCCAUCGAUAAGAAUUGUUAUCACGCCUCCCAGCCGGAAUUCUAAGCAGAUGCCACAAAAUGCCGGUACAGCUGGUUAAUUUGCUCCUCGGGAUCCGUUAAUCUGCGCAACUGCCUGAAUGUCUUGUUGAUCGGAUUGCUGUUGCUGAUCGGCUAUAUUGGAAUAAGUGGAGACUGGACAGUGUCUGCGUGCUGGACGCCCGUUCCGGUUAGGUCAUCGCCUGCUCUUGCUCUUCAUGUCCGCGUAUGUGUUGUCACCAUGACGCUGUCGGUGGCACUCUUAUUCUUCCUUUGCGCGUUGGAGUACACGCUCGGCGCGCGUCUCUCCUUGAAGUCGACGGAUGUCGCAUCGCUACAUAACACCGCGUUAGCGCUGGCCCGCAGCAACCCGCGGCUGGAAGGCCUGCGCUUCUUCGUGGGCUACAGCUGCGACCCGGACCACCCCUUCAACUGCCUGUUCAGCACGUGCCAGGCCGACGGCAUGUGCGGCUGCAACGCCAACGAGACCGUCUUCCUCGGCAUGAUGUGCUUGCCCUCGCGGCGCCUGGGCGAGUCGUGCAUCGACAACCAGCAGUGCCGCAAAGCCAGUCGCAACUCCAAAUGCGACAUCCCGCGCAGUCUGACCGUCGGGCUGUGCAGGUGCCUGGACGGGUCCCUCGGCAACAACAACACCUGCAGCCGGAUCGUGUCGGCCACCAGCAGCAACAGCCUCCCUGAAGCCAAGGACACCCUGGACAACGGCCGGCCCAAGCCGCCGACGUGCUCGUCGAACCAGCAGUGCCUGCGCUUCGGGCGCAACGCCGAGUGCAACCUCUUCAUGCAGACCUGCGACUGCAAGCCUGGCUACCGCAUGGACGACAAGGACAAGCUCUGCAAAGAUAUCAACGAGUGCAGCGAGCGCUCGCCGCAAGAGACCUGCCGCGCCAGUCGCGACUCGGACGUGGAGUGCACCAACACGGACGGCGGCUUCGAGUGCAGCUGCAAGACCAGUAAAGGUCGCAACAACGGCAAAGCACCCUCCGGGAUUUGUUGUUCGGAAGCGCAGAUUCCGUGCGACCGCGAAAUGAAGUGCGUGGACUUUUCCUCGGUUUGUGAUGGAUUUCCCAGAGAAUGAAAGGAUGCGCUUUCUGCAGACUGCGCGAACGGCUACGACGAGAACUUUGACUUUUGCGUGAAGCCGAAGAUCAGCCUGAACCUGGCGACGAGCAACGACAGCAGCAACGCCGUGUCCGUGCCCAGCCGCUCCCUAUCCCUCUUCAACGGCUUCGAUCCCGUCGACCCCAUGCCCUACACGCAAAUGUGAAUACGCGCUUUACUGCCAGGUCUGA
Molecule: messenger RNA, 1435 nt
Organism: Paramacrobiotus metropolitanus
Lineage: Eukaryota; Metazoa; Tardigrada; Eutardigrada; Parachela; Macrobiotidae
Product: latent-transforming growth factor beta-binding protein 1-like
Exons: 9
Molecular function (GO): protein binding
Source: RefSeq, a predicted model, not a curated record